GCAAGAGAAGGAGACGGUGACUACGUGCCUGCUACAUAUGCAUGUUGUGAGCGAGACGAUUAUAUCAUAAUACAGGCGCCCACGAAGGAGAACUAUCGGGACUUCUGGCGGAUGGUUUGGAGGGAUGGCUGUAAAAUAUGCGUGUCGUUAAGUGAGAAGUUAAGUGCGUCAGACUCGAAUCUCUGCUAUCCAUACUGGCCAAUGAAGGAGGGUGAAAAGAUGGGGAUCGAAGAUAACCGCUUUGUUAUCGAGUGCAAAAAGCGUGUUUAUUUUAAGGGUUAUGCCGUUUACGAUCUUUCAGUAGCUAGCACGGAUCCGGCACUCGAGAAUAUAGCAUCACGUGUUUCACAGGUAACAUUUAUGCACUUCGAUGCGUGGCCGUCAGACACAUGGCCGGAUUUCGACCUCCUUGGUCCAUUCAUACACGCAUUAACAAAGAAGGAAAUUCAGAUUAUGCGGAAAUCAUUAGAUAACUACAUUCCGCCGGUUAUAAUACAAAGCUACGAUGGUCUUGGAAGAGCUCCGAUAGUGUGGGUGUCAAUGAUUCUCAUGAAGGACAUAGAGAGGAAGGAAUGCUUCGACGUUGAAGAUCUAGCAAAGAAGUGCGCAAGAGCUCGACCUGGAGCUUUUCAUAAAAAGAUACAUUUUUGCGUACUCUUUGCCUUGGCAUUUCGACUUUCAUCGCUUGGCGGUUGGACUGCACUGGAGAACGCUCGAGCUAAGAUUAAGGAAAUCCAAGUGGCUUAUGAGACGAGCUCGAAGAAGUGA
Messenger RNA from Angiostrongylus costaricensis, 768 nucleotides. The record is from the annotation of a GenBank genome assembly. NCBI's taxonomy places the organism in Eukaryota, Metazoa, Nematoda, Chromadorea, Rhabditida, Metastrongylidae.